Messenger RNA from Caenorhabditis remanei, 762 nucleotides. RefSeq lists its product as uncharacterized. Gene Ontology annotation, biological process: ribosome biogenesis; cytosolic ribosome assembly. Bases 1 to 762 code for a protein of 253 amino acids. The transcript is spliced from 4 exons. The record is from RefSeq and is a predicted model, not a curated record. NCBI's taxonomy places the organism in Eukaryota, Metazoa, Nematoda, Chromadorea, Rhabditida, Rhabditidae.
AUGUCGAAAAAUAUCAAAACUCCAACAAAUCAAAAAGUGCUCACAAAUGUGGCGGUGGUGCGAAUGAAGAAGACGGGAAAACGAUUCGAGAUCGCCUGUUACAAGAAUAAGGUGGUCAAUUGGAGAAAUAAGACCGAGAAAGACAUUGAUGAGGUACUCCAAACACACACUGUCUUCUCCAAUGUCUCCAAGGGUCAACUAUCGAAAAAGGAAGAAUUGAUCGCAGCGUUUGGAAUUGAGGAUCAGUUUGAGAUUUGUAAAAUUAUUCUCGACAAAGGAGACCUCCAAGUAUCGGAAAAGGAGCGUCAAGCAGCAUCGGAUCAAUCGCUGAAAGAAGUAUCCCAGCUAAUCGCCUCGAUGGUUGUGAAUCCCGAAACGAAACGUCCAGUUCCACCAUCAGUCAUCGAUAAGGCACUUCAGGAGAUGCACUUCUCACUUAAACCGAAUCGAUCAUCGAAACAACAGGCACUCGACGCGAUUCCGAAACUCCGAGAGACCAUCAAAAUCGAGAGAGCCAAAAUGAAGAUUCGUGUGGCGAUUCCAGUGAAAGAGGCGAAGGCGGUGCAUUUGAAGUUGAAGGCGUUGUUCAGUGAUGUGGAGCAGGAUGACUGGCAAGAUGGAAGUUUGGAAAUGGUCGGACUCAUCGAACCUGGAUCAUUCCGCGCACUGGACGACUUGGUACGAAACGAGACGAAAGGACACGGACGUCUCGAAAUUCUUAGUCUGAAGGAUGUGGUUGAGGGAGAACUUCAAAUCUCUUAA